Phanerochaete carnosa HHB-10118-sp is the source of this 3055-nucleotide messenger RNA. RefSeq lists its product as uncharacterized. Gene Ontology annotation, biological process: regulation of chromosome condensation. NCBI's taxonomy places the organism in Eukaryota, Fungi, Basidiomycota, Agaricomycetes, Polyporales, Phanerochaetaceae. The transcript is spliced from 7 exons. Bases 122 to 2797 code for a protein of 891 amino acids. The record is from RefSeq and is a predicted model, not a curated record.
CCUUCGACAACUACUCAGCGACGACCGACAGUUUCUUUCUCGGCUCCACGCGAAGAAACUCCUCUUCUGGGUGCUAUUGCAACUUUGGAGCUGCCUGUCGCUCUCCUUGUGCUGCUUUACUAUGCAGCGUACGUAUAGUCGGAGAGGCCGACGAACCGUCUCCAAGUCUGCGGACAGUUCGCCUGAAGGGAGCCCUGAGCCGCCCCAAGCUAGUCAACAGCGGAAGAAGAGAAAGAUACAGGUCGAAGUGAUCUCUCAGGCCGCCCCAGCGUCUUCUACCUCUCUGAAGGGCUCGCGCAAUCAUACGAAACCCGAUUCUGUUAGGCAAACUGUCGCAACUUCAAGCAAUGCCUCGCAGUUUAAGGCGACAGGCCCUCUCAGACGAGCUGCAAGUGAGCGCAACCCUCUCGACAAGAGCGGCGACCCCUCGGCUGAAUCUCCGACAACCAAAGAUCCACUCUCCACUCUAUUUAGCUCCUCAGAGCCUCCGCGACGACCUUCUCUCUCUCCGCAGAAGAGCGGGGGUAUUGUGAAGCGCAUGCUACGUCGUACUCGCACAGAGUCCUCCAUUAUGGGCUCCGAUCCAUCUGCGCAUGUUGAAGAUGCCCCCGAAGAAACUGUAUCUAUCUCGCGCACCUCGCGCAUGUUUGGUCUCGCGCGCGCGGACUCUAUCAUCGACCUCACUUUGGACUCGCCGUCUUCCAGUAGUCCGCUGAAGGCAGUUUCUCAGUCCCAGGAAGAUAUCUUAUCCUCUUCACCGGGCAAACCUGCCCGUCCAGCACUGGCAUCUACCAGUGUCCGGACGUACGCAGGAAAGUCGCGCUCGUUUCUUGUGACGUUGCCGAAUCCAACACUAUCUCUUGAUCAAGAUCCUUCGCAAACCACGCUCGACGAAAGCCAGGGGGAUAAUCUCGAAGUGCCCCGAGAAUCUUACACGGACCUCCGUCUGCGCUGGGGUGUCGAUAAUUCUGAAGAUGAUCCGUAUGUCGGUCUGCGCUCCUCGGAGCAGAAUAUGAAUCGAAUUGACGGGGAGCUCCCGCCCGGCAUUAUGAAUGACCUGAAGAGCAUUAGCGAAUUGAGGAGUAAGGGCGAAUCGAGGCGAUUCCUUGACGAGAUGGGAUACUUGUUCGAGGGACUGGAUCUGUCCAACGCGACUGCUGUACGGAGGGGCAGCGCACUAGAGAUUGUUACGAAGCUCUGUGACAACGACUUCGCACGACGGGCCAAGGCUGCUGAUUUUCUGGGCAAGGCCUGGGACAUACUCCGUUCUGCUGGUGCGGGCGAUGGCGAUAAGGCACGUAUGGUCCUUGACAGCACGUUGGCUUUCUUUGCAGCAUUAGCUGCUCGCGAUCCAGUUGAUCUUACGGAACUUUCUUCAAAGCCUGAGUUCGUGGACAAGCUGUUCGACAUGCUAAACAAACUCGACCGCUCAACUGAUUCUCUAUGGCUUAUGUCGUGUGGUAUGACCGACCCAAUGCUGAAGCGCGCCGGCAUCUCACGAACGGAGAAGGCUUUGAUGACAGAGCUGCACAAGAUGGUGCGCAAGAAAGGGGGGCUAUUUCUCAAUAGCGAAAUCAUCUCAAACCGCCUUUUGCUCUCAUAUACCCUUGCGCUUUUGCCACGAUCGUCUCUGGUACCAUCUAACCACCUACCCAUUAUUGUCUUGUCCCUCGGAUCCGAGCUUGCCCCACUGCCAGACAGGGUGUCCGCAUUCACAUCUGGGCUUGCGCUUAUACCGGAAUUGGAUUCAAGUACGCAUAUGGAGGUGGUAUCCCUUAAUCACAUCGAUAACUGCCUGCGGCUGGCGGACUGCUGCUUGCUAGCACGCGGAGCGGACGGCGAAGAGGAUAUCAACAUUCUACAACUGAAGAAAGACUUACCGGGCACACUUAUUUCUCUAUGCGUCGCGGCAGACACUCUGUCUCGUGUCGACGAAUACGUGGAAUAUAAAUCUAAUGGUACGUGGCCAUGUAUAUGCUGUCUGAUUGACCCUAACAUCACUUUAGCUCACAAGUGCCUGGAAUCAGCUCUACGAGUGCUCAUCAAUUUGACUCACGACAACCGAGAUUGGUGUGAUCGCAUUCUCAGCGACAAGCUGACUUUGCCUGCCAUCCUGCGAUUCAUCGUGAUCUCCCAACGAGAGCGCCCCUCACUCGUUCAAUCCGGCCCUCAAGACGGACAAAUUGCGCAGCACGCAGAAGAAGCUCAGCAAGAAAGAGCCGCGGCACUAUUGGACCAACUUUGCCUCGCUCUCGGGUUGCUCACGAAUCUCGUUCAGGUUACAGAGGAGAUCAAAGACCUCAUAUCCCACAUUGCGCUUGAUCCAUCCUGCCCGGGCACACAGGAGUGCGUUUUCACUUGUCGCUGCGCUUCAACACAACCCGCGCUGUCUUGUCUCGCCCACGUUUACUCCCAGCAAUGCGCCUCGAACAACGACCUGGACAGCGUUGUGCAAGGUCACAUGGCCAUCUUAAUUGGCCUGCUCAUACAGCGCCGCCCGUACAAUCAGGCCGUGCUGCUCGAUGCCCUACCCGGCAGAUCGAAUCGGGAGAAGCUGCACGGGCUCGUCGAGAACGCGAGAGACUUUACAAAUUUUUAUGUCAAUUUUACGAACAAGGUUGCGGAGAGCCAGCAAGAGGAUUUAGAUUGCGGUAACGCGGACGAGGCAGAAGAUGGGAGGGACACAGUGGACCUUAGAGGGAGUGUAGGUCAGGUUUUGAGAGACACAAAGGGCGAGACGGUGGCGAGGGAUGUCAUCACGUUUCUGGAGGGCCUCGAGUUGUCGACAUAUGACUGAACCGCCAUCUGCUCUACGACUUCUCAACACCAAAGAUCCUAAUAUUCCUCCGCAAGGGAAUUUGCCCAACACUAGGAGAAUCAUCGGUGGCAUUUUUCUCUGUCCUGCACAGCCUCAGGUGACCGCGCCCGUGCGUAUUACCGCACAAGUUGUAUGAACAGACCUUCUUCCAUAUGCGUCACGCUACCCUCACGACUUCCUCAAAUGUGUAUACCCAGAUUCGAUGUAAUGGAGCGGCUCCGCUGCUCAUAUGCAACC